This is a messenger RNA of Drosophila pseudoobscura, 917 nucleotides long. Its product is annotated as mitochondrial import inner membrane translocase subunit Tim16-like. Gene Ontology annotation, cellular component: TIM23 mitochondrial import inner membrane translocase complex. Bases 133 to 516 code for a protein of 127 amino acids. The record is from RefSeq and is a predicted model, not a curated record. The transcript is spliced from 4 exons. NCBI's taxonomy places the organism in Eukaryota, Metazoa, Arthropoda, Insecta, Diptera, Drosophilidae. Gene Ontology annotation, biological process: protein import into mitochondrial matrix.
CUCUGUCGACAUAGACUUGUUGUCCUGUCGUUGGCUCAUAAAACUACGGAAUCUUCUGUGACACAUCGGGUAUUUAGAAAAAAGGAAAUCCACUAUCGGUUGCCGUCGCUACAGCUGAGAAAAUUCUUUGCUAUGGCCCGGUACUUGGUGAGGAUCGUUCUCUUGGGGGCCCAGUCGAUUGGCAAGGCGUUCGCGAAGACGGUGCGUCAGGAGGUCGAAGUUUACAGGGAGGCAGCCCGGGUGCAUGCAGCGCAGUCCGCCACCUUUAAUCCCACCAAAACCGAUGCUGCGCUCAAGGGUAUGACGCUGGAAGAGGCGCAGCUGAUUCUGAACGUAAAGGAUGUGCUGGAUCGCGGAGAAGUCGAGAACAAGUUCCAGUACUUGUUUCAUGCCAAUCAGAAGAAGGCAGGCGGAUCGUUCUACAUUCAAUCGAAGGUCGUUCGGGCCAAGGAACGUAUUGAUCAGGAGAUCAAGAAGUGGGAGGCCCAGACCGUGUCUCAGUCAGAGUCCAAGUAGCAAAACCGCAAAAUACAACACAAAAGUCGGCCAACGCAAAUACACGGACACUAUGAUGCAACAAUACAGCUAGGAAAGCCCUGUAAACUGAUGUGACGCUCUCCGUAGGAUGGAACAAUUUCUACUUCCACGAAUCACAAGGCGACACUACUUAAUCUGGCGAACAAUCUACUCUGGUACACAGCCAUCCUUGACGGACAGCGUACAGCUUUUGACGGGCUUUCCUAGGUCUUUAUAGCGGUGACAUACAUUGGAGGUGACAUAUGUACAUACACGCAAAUAUUCACGCACUACACAUUCACAAUUUCUCGUUAAAUAACUGGAGGCUAAUGGCGAGACCUUUGGCAUGGCGAACACACAUUUUAAUGUUUGAAACAAUUCUAGCAUGUAAAUAAAUAUAA